Ophidiomyces ophidiicola is the source of this 1701-nucleotide messenger RNA. RefSeq lists its product as uncharacterized. Gene Ontology annotation, molecular function: NEDD8 activating enzyme activity. The coding region runs from base 1 to 1701 and encodes 566 amino acids. Gene Ontology annotation, biological process: protein neddylation. The record is from RefSeq and is a predicted model, not a curated record. The transcript has 2 exons. NCBI's taxonomy places the organism in Eukaryota, Fungi, Ascomycota, Eurotiomycetes, Onygenales, Onygenaceae. Gene Ontology annotation, cellular component: cytoplasm.
AUGACCCCGCAAUCCAGCCCCUCCGCUUUUGUGGGCCCGACAUCGAAGGAGAGGAAAUAUGACCGCCAGCUCCGGCUAUGGGCAGCCAGCGGCCAGCAAGCUCUUGAGGAUUCUCGGGUCCUGCUAGUCAACUCGGAUGGCGCGGUAGAUAACGACGGUUUGCCCCUCACAGGGGUAAUUGGCACUGAGACUCUUAAGAAUCUGGUGUUGCCUGGGAUUGGUGGCUAUGCUAUCGUGGAUCCCGCGACAGUGACCGAAGCUGAUCUGGGCGUUAAUUUCUUCUUGGAGGAAAGCAGCCUGGGGAAAUCCAGGGCAGAGGAGACAUGCAACUAUCUGCGGGAACUGAAUCCAGAUGUGGAGGGCUUGUGGUUUUCGCAGCCUAUAUCGCAGAUUUUGUCAUCGGAAAAACAGUUCUUAAUGUCGUAUAGACUGGUGAUUGUUACGGGUCCAAUGAGAAGAUCUACCCUUCAAAUCAUAUCCGAACAGACAAAUGCACUUUCCAUACCAUUAAUAUACGCCCACUCGGUGGGCUUCUAUUGCUCAGUCUCUGUACAGCUCCCCUCACUAUUUCCUAUAGUUGAAACGCAUCCAGACCCAGAGUCGACGCAAGAUCUUCGUCUCACGAACCCGUGGCCAGAACUUCUAGCUGCCACGAAGAAACUUGGGAACCUAGAGUCGCUUGAUGAUCACCAGCAUGGGCAUAUACCUUAUCUCCUACUUUUGCUGCACUAUCUUGAAAGAUGGAAAGAAGGUCACAAUGGCAUAUAUCCAAAAACAUACCAAGAGAAAACUGAGUUUCGAAGCAUGGUUCGCAGUGGCGCUAGAACAAAUACUGCCGAAGGAGGCGAGGAAAAUUUUGAUGAAGCAGCAGGGGCAGUGUUGAAGAGUAUCAAUUCCUGGUCAUUAAGUAGCGAACUGCGCAGUAUAUUUCAGAUGGAGCAAUGUACGUUGCUGAAUGCACAGUCCCAUAAUUUCUGGGUAAUCGCCAAUGCUGUCAAGACGUUCUACAACAAGCAUGACGUAUUACCUCUUCCCGGCUCCUUGCCUGAUAUGAAGGCUCAAUCGGCAGAUUACAUAUCACUUCAAAAUAUCUACAAGUCUAAGGCUCGAAAAGAUCUGGCUGAGGUUGUUGCUAGUGUUCGUGCUCUCGAGUCUCUUUUAGGAGGCGAUCGAAUUGACUCCCCUAUUUCUGAGAGAGAAAUUGAGAUUUUUUGCAAGAAUGCUGCACACAUCAAAGUCAUCCAGGGGCGCCUACUCCCGUUCUUAGAUCCACAUACUCCAACAAAAGAAACAGCAAAGAUGAUUCAGGACUCACUUCGGGACCCCGAGUCUUUGAUGUCCAUAUUCAUCGCGCUACGGGCACUAGAUAUACUCGUCUCUGAAUACCAAGAGGCCAAGCCGGGGCCAGCAAAGUCCGGAGUCGCCGAUUCCGCUUCGUGGCAACGCGCCGCCUCGGUCCUCCUGCGGGCUCUUGAAACUCAUGAGGUGGAAAUUAUUGACGAAGCCGCGCAGGUGGGCAUCCAAAAUGCAAUGGAAGAAGCGCGGCGAGCGGGGACGGGAGAGCUACAUAAUAUUUCGUCAAUAGCAGGGGGGGUUGUAGCCCAGGAAGCACUGAAGGUGCUUACGAGACAAUAUGUACCACUCGAUAACACGUUCGUGUUUGAUGGAGUGAGAAGUCACGGGCAGAUGUUUAAACUCUGA